Messenger RNA from Drosophila elegans, 2346 nucleotides. RefSeq names its product dystrophin (gene dah). Gene Ontology annotation, molecular function: zinc ion binding. The coding region runs from base 98 to 2080 and encodes 660 amino acids. Gene Ontology annotation, biological process: synaptic signaling. The transcript has 5 exons. NCBI's taxonomy places the organism in Eukaryota, Metazoa, Arthropoda, Insecta, Diptera, Drosophilidae. Gene Ontology annotation, cellular component: plasma membrane. The record is from RefSeq and is a predicted model, not a curated record.
GAAGAGGAAGAGAUCGCGAGAAACGACGCGGUCACAAAAGAGACUCGUAAAAAGGUGGAAAUUCAUAGGAAUUUAAGAAAAUCGUUUCCUUUCCGAGAUGCUGGGAAUGACGGUGCCAGUGCAGCUCACAAAAAUGCGUAACAGCGCCGAGGCAGUGGCGUCCAUAGCCCGGGAGAAGGGAUCGGGAACGGGAUCCCUUGCGAAGGGUCAAGGACACGGGCAACAGGUGGACAAAGAUCUGGCCACCAUAAUGGACGAACUGCAGCGGGAUUACGGGGACUACAAGUACACGGUCUACCGGUGUGCCAGUAAAUUUGUGGCGCUGCAAAAGAUAUUUCACAGCGGUAAAAUUCCCUACAAAUUGGUUUUGGCCAUUUUGGAGCGCCACAAUCUGAGCGGCGGCUUGGAGCUAAUGGUUCCCCCGUUUCAGUUGACCUCCCUGCUCCACGACGUGUACUUUGCCUGCGAAAAGCUGGGUCAUUUCAACCAGGAUUUGAACUACCAGCUGGACCGGGCCACCGGUCUGCUUGCCAACUUCCUCUGGAAUGUCUACGAUCCGCAACGCAGGCACUCCAUUUCUCUACUCGAGAUCAAGAUCACCUUCAUACUGCUCUGCAAGCUUUAUAGCAGCGAUCACCUGGUGGGCGAUUUCUUUGGCCUGCUGGCGGAUGCCAAGACGCAGAUCAUCUCCAGAUACGCCUUCGAGCAGCUCCUGGCCACGCUGAGCAAGUUGCUCAGCUAUCUGGGCGAGGGAAAGGCCUACGGGGACCAUAAUCUGCCGCUGACAAUGGAGCAGAGCUUUGCCCGCUGUCCACAUGGCGUUGGUGGACUAACCGAACAGCAGUUCCACAAACUCUGGACGGGAGCGGGUGUCCAGACACGAUUCCUGAUCUACGGCAAUCUGCUGGCGCUGGUGAAACGCAUCGAGGACACGGAGCACUUGAUACACAGCAAUUCGUGUGCCGGCUGCCGCAAGGAGCACAUUGUGGGCAUACGUUUCCGGUGCCAGGUGUGCCGCGAUGUGUCGCUGUGCCUGCCCUGCUUCGCGGUGGGUUUUGCUGGCGGUCGCCACGAGCCGGGCCACCGGAUGUGCGAGGUGUUCGUGGAGGAUCAGCCGCCGUUGCGUUGGACUCGCCACCUGGCCAAGCUCUGCGGUUGGCUGACGAUUCCCCGGAAGACGCACGAGGAGGAGCGUCGUGGCUUCUGCAAUGCCCAGGAAAGUGGAGCCGUCUUGGGCCAAUCUGCUGCCACGCCUAUUCCCGCCGAAACGCGCAGUCUGCGCAGUAGUCAGUGCCAGGAGAAGGAGAAGGAAAAAGAGAGGGAGCACACAGUGAUACUCCAGCAGCAGCAGGAGCUGUGCUCCCUGACGGGGCUGGCCAGCAAGGCAUCCAGUCGACUGCAGUCCAUCAUCGAUCGCUUGUUGCUGCAGAAUGCGAAACUGGAAAGCCAACUGCAAACGGUGGCCACCGCAUCCAGUUCGGAAAUCUCACAGUUUCUCAGCGCCCAUCAGAGUUUUCUGCUGCAGAUCAUUGAGGAUAUGCGCCAGCUAUCGCACUCAUCUGUGGCAGCUUCACCACCACCGCCGCCGCGAGAAGCUCCUCGUGUGGCACCUCCAGCAGCUCCUUUGGUCAGCUCCACCUUUCUCAGCUCCAGCACGCCGCAGAGGCAGAUCUUUGACAUGUAUGCACCCGUUGGGGCCAAUCUCACGCACUCCAUAAAUGGCGCCGAAUUGAAUAGAAGCUACUUGGAGGCCAACAAAUCGGAUUACUCCCUCAACGACAUUAGCUUGUGGUUCGAUCAGCGUCGCUCCAGUGUGCAGCCAGGACCUGGAUCCCUGCCAGCUCCCCUGGCGCUGCCAAUGCCCCUGGGCGCGCUGCUGGACCAGCAGCCGCCGGCAAAUGGCGGCGAUGGACGCGACACCGAGAUGGUCAACUUCAAGCUGCUGCUGCACAAGGUCAAGGAGAUCGUCGAGGACUCGUACAGCGACAAUGCCGAACUUUCGGCGGCCACACAAAAUCUGGAGAACGUCCUGGACAGCAUCAUCAAGAGCGAGGAGCAGCAGCGGCGGGUUAGCACGUGAGGAUUCGGAUGCCACAUCGCCCUCAUAUCGAUUCCAGCCAGACCAAGUCCACUAUAUAAUAAGUUGUAAUGUUAUGUAAAUGUUCAAAUAAUUCUGACUUCACAAAUCAUUCAUAUGGUUAUACUAUUAACAUAUCAUUAAGAGUCGAAAUAUUCAGAUUUUCCAAUGCUAUUUAAAAAUGCUUUAAUUUUCGCAUAAAUGCUUUAAGUUGUAGAUGCAAAAAUCUGACAAGAAUGCAAUACGAUUAAACGUUGUUUUAAAAUUCA